GUGUAUUGCGACGUCUGCCGGGAAAGUGCGACUUCAAAAAAAGUUAUUGAGCUAAAUGUCAUCUCUUUAUUUGUUUUGAUUAUCUGAAUUAAAAUUUACGACUUUUGUUAUUCUGACUAAGAAAAUUCUAAAAAUUUUGUAUUGCAAAUAUUGUUUUUUCAUUUGAGUAAAGAAAAAUUUGUACAAAUUUCAUCCGUUAUAAAUACAAAUCACGGAAAUGGUCUGCGUACCGUGCUUCAUCAUUCCUGUGCUGCUGUACAUCUGGCACAAAUUUAUUCAACCAAUUGUACUACCAAUUAUACAGCGUUAUUGGAAUCCUUGGGAGAAAAAGGAUGCCCAGGGCAAUGUAAUCAAAAAUACACCUGAAUUUCCAUUCGAAUGCAAAGGCGGCGCCUGUCCAUUCACUGGGUCUAAAAACAAAACUUUAGCUAAUGACGGAAGUGAAAAGUCAGCUGUUGUGAAGGACGCUGUGGACUUCAGCUCCAGUGGGCCAGAUGUAAAGAAAGAAAACUGAAAUACUAGUGCAAUUAGCAUACAUGAAUAUCUGUAUGCAACACAUAUUUUAAAACAUAAUGACUAAUAAAAGAUGCAUAGACUUAGGGCUGGCCACAAUGAAGGCAAUUUAUGAUUACUAAAUAAUCAAGGGCAUACUGGGAUUGGUAAAUUUUUUGCACAGCUGCGUGCCAAGUGAAUUUUUUUAUUUUGCAUUUUAAAUAACUGUAUUACUAUAGCUUAAAAAAUUUAUUGUAAAUAAAGCUGAUAUUUAAAUUUAAUU
Messenger RNA from Bactrocera oleae (olive fruit fly), 775 nucleotides. Its product is annotated as UPF0729 protein GD16342. The record is from RefSeq and is a predicted model, not a curated record. NCBI's taxonomy places the organism in Eukaryota, Metazoa, Arthropoda, Insecta, Diptera, Tephritidae.